AAAGCAUCUGCAAUCAUGCAUCCAGUCUGUUUGCCGCUGUCGUGUGAAAAAGUGUCCGUCUGUGCGGGAGUGUGCCUUGUGCUCCACAUCCCUCUGUUAGCUUUGCUCAAACUGAUUCUGAGGAAAAAUAACAGCGGGGUGUGGAGCACAAGGCAUACUUCCUCACAGACGAACACUUUUGCACACGACACCGCCCCCACUACUGCCGCCUCCACUGCUACCACCGCACUCGUCAUCUCUGCCGCCGCCAUUGAGCUGCAACCACCCGAGCCACAAGCUGGAAACAUGGCAGAGCUUUCAGAGUUCACAUAUGACCCCAAGACCUUCUCCGUCACGCCCGCAAUGAAGGAGGCUUUCAAGACCAACGGCUACGUAAUUAUCAGGCAAGUGUUGAAUCCAGAGGAGAUGCGCAAGGUGAAUCAGAUGCUGGAGUCGCCGGAGGUGCAGCGCCACGCCUAUACCACGGCGGACGAACAGAUGAGGCAGACGCGCAUGGUGUUGUGGUUCAAGGUGGGCGAGGACGUGGCCGGCUGUGUGGCGAGCAUGAACAAGAUCGCUGGUACGAUUGAACAGCUGAUGGACGGCGAUGAGGUGUAUCACUUCAGCACCAAGAUCCUGAUGAAGGAAGCCAACCAAAGCGGCUCUUUCCUGUGGCACCAAGACUACGGGUACUUCUACAACUGGGGCUACAUGUAUCCUGACUGCGCCUCCAUCUUUCUCGCCGUGGACGACUGCACCAAGGCCAACGGCUGCCUGGAGGUGCUGCGCGGCUCCCACCGAAUGGGCCGCAUCCACCACGAGCCGGCCGGAAAGCAGCUGCAAGCGGAUCUUGAGAGGGUGGAGGAGGCGAAGAAGCUACAUGAACACCUGUACAUGGAAAUGAAGGCAGGUGACAUCCUCUACUUCACGGGGAACCUGCUGCACCGCUCCCUGCCCAACACCACCAACAAGAGGCGCUGGUCCUACGUCAUCGCCUACAACCAGAAGCACAACAGAACCUAUAUGGGGCCUGAACACCCCCGCUACACGCCCCACGCUGGCUUCGUUCCGCUGAAGAAAGUGAGUGACUCGGCGCUGCUGGAGUGCCAAAAGUUCUCCAUGGACGACCAGUGGUUUCUGAAGGAGGACGAAGAUAAGGCUCGGGAAUAAAGAAGUACAUGGAUAGAAAAAUUAACACGCAAACACACCUAAUGUACCUAACAAACUUAUCAUGUCGUUAAGAUUAUCAAAUUUAUGACAGAAGAAGAAAAUUAAAGAUUUUUAGAUGACAAUUUUCCUAAGAUUUAAUAAGGAAAUGAAUAAAUAAACAAAGGAAGACUUACGUUAAUGCCUGGCAAAGAUCAGGAAUAUUUGAUUUACUAAGGAAGUAAAAAUUUAGAACAUCCA
Messenger RNA from Scylla paramamosain (green mud crab), 1386 nucleotides. RefSeq lists its product as uncharacterized. The record is from RefSeq and is a predicted model, not a curated record. The transcript is spliced from 8 exons. NCBI's taxonomy places the organism in Eukaryota, Metazoa, Arthropoda, Malacostraca, Decapoda, Portunidae. The coding region runs from base 16 to 1149 and encodes 377 amino acids.